Lagenorhynchus albirostris (white-beaked dolphin) is the source of this 4764-nucleotide messenger RNA. It is a transcript of the gene MROH2B, whose product is annotated as maestro heat like repeat family member 2B. The record is from RefSeq and is a predicted model, not a curated record. Gene Ontology annotation, cellular component: acrosomal vesicle; cytoplasm. NCBI's taxonomy places the organism in Eukaryota, Metazoa, Chordata, Mammalia, Artiodactyla, Delphinidae.
AUGGCCAAGGACACAGAGGAAUCUGCAGAGAUUUUUGGAGAGAUUAACCUCACUCUCGGCAUGCUGAACAAGGAAGAUAAUAUUAGCAAGGAAGACAUUUAUGGUCAUCUCACUUCCGUUAUUCAGAAUACUGACAUCUUGGACCAUGCAACUGUCCAAAGGCUGAUUUAUUACGCUUCUAAGGACAUGAGAGACGACAAUAUCCUCAGAGAAAUAAGAAUGCUAACUGGGGAGGUGUUGGUGUCUCUCGCUGCACAUGAUUUCAACUCUGUGAUGUGUGAAGUACAAAGUAACUUCAGGAUCCUGGAGCUACCAAAUGAAUUCGUGGUGCUUGCCCUGGCUGAACUGGCAACGAGCUACGUGUCCCAAAGCAUUCCCUUCAUGAUGAUGACCCUGCUCACCAUGCAAACCAUGCUCUGGCUGGCCGAGGAGGAAAGGAUGAAGGGAGCCUUCUGUAUCGCCCUUGAGAAGUUCAGCAGAGCCAUUUACAAGUAUGUCAACCACUGGAGAGACUUCCCCUACCCCAGAUUGGAUGCUAGUCCUGACAAAAUCUUCAUUAUGUUCCGGUAUAUCAUGGACAAGUGGGCCACCACGACCUUGCCCACACAAAUUUUGGCCAUCAUUAAGGCUCACGGCCCCACAGUGAGCCUGCUGCUGCAUCGGGAAGACCUCUGUGAAUACGCCCUGGGCCAGGUCCCUUGGCUCCUGAAGCAGUAUAAAGACAAAGAGAUUGAUUUCCACGUCACUCAGAGUCUAAGACAGAUAGUGACUGCGGCAGUCCUUUAUGACGUUAGCCUUCCAAAGGCCUUGAGGAAGACCAUCUUUAUCAAUUUACUCCACCAGGUGUGCAGAGUUCUAGAUCCUCCAGUAAAGGAAAAUGAAGUCAAAGCUUCAGACUGUUUCCUCAUUCUAGCCCAUUCCAGCCCUGCAGACCUGAUAGAAUUUUUUGAUGAACAAAUGAGAAGUAAUAAUGAAGCCACUCGAAUGGGAAUCUUGACUUUGUUAAGAUCGGCUAUCAGUGCUGAAGAGCCCAAGUUGAGGGAUCACAUCACUUGAAUAGAAAAAACAGUCAAAGUCGUCAUGGGCGACCUCAGUAUUAAAGUGAGGAAUUCCGCCCUUCUCCUCAUCCAAACCAUGUGUGAAAAACGCUACAUUGAAGCCCAGGAAGGCUGGCCACUGAUUGACUACAUCUUCUCGCAGUUUGCAAUGUCCAACAAGAAUCUGAAACCAAUAAAACCUAACUCCCAGGAGACCGAAAAGGGAGAGAAAGGUAUCCAAGAAACAAGCCUGGAGGUCUUAAAAACCCUGGACCCACUGAUCAUUGGAAUGCCUCAGGUGCUAUGGCCAAGAAUCCUGACUCUUGUUACCACAAGAAAUAUAUGGGAAUAUACGGGAACGCUGAAAUACCUGUUUAAUAUCAUCAGAAUUCUGUUUAUGGCAGAGGAGAGGAAGAAGAAUAAUGCCAAGGAGUCAACAGCACUUGUCAUCUCUACAGGAGCUGUGAAACUUCCUUCACCACAACAGCUACUGGCCAGACUUCUGGUAAUAUCUAUGCUUGCCAGUUUAGGGAAAUUACAUGGGGUCGGUGCAAUAGGACUUUUGAAGAUAUUGCCUGAGAUGAUUCACCCAAAUUUGGUAGAGCUAUGGAAAACACGCAUACCUGAGCUCCUGCAGCCUCUGGAAGGAAAGAACACUAGUAUCGUGCUGUGGGAGACCAUGCUGCUUCAGUUGCUCAAAGAGUCGUUAUGGAAGAUCAAUGACGUAGCCUGGACCAUUCAACUGAGUCGGGAUUUCAACCAGCAAAUGGACAGUUACGGCAACACCUCUGUUGAGAAGAAAUUUCUUUGGAAAGCCUUGGGAACCACCUUAGCAUCCUGCCAAGACACAGACUUUGUAAGCUCACAGAUUAAGGAAGCUCUGGCUGCUCCCAACCACCUGGGGGAUCAACGCCAGGGAAUAACAUGUAUCGUAGUAUACUGUGCCAAGAACCACUUUGAAAUUGUUUUAAAAGUUCUUAAAACAUUCCAAGAUCGGGAAAAGUUUUUCAUGAAUCGAUGCAAGGGUAGUUUCUCUGGGAAAAACAGCCUGACCAAGACUGAUGUCAUGGUAAUCUAUGGAGCCGUGGCCCUCCAUGCUCCCAAGAGGCAGCUCCUCUCCAGGCUUGAUCAAGACAUUGUAUCCCAAGCCGUUCUUUAUGGCCAGUGCUCUCAGGUUCUGGGCAUGGCUGUGAUGAACAAGGACAUGGAUCUGCAGAUGAGUUUUAUAAGAAGUAUCACGGAAACUGGCAUUGCUGUCCAAGAUGCUGAGGAUGAGAAGUUCAAGUUUUCCUACAAGGAGGUGCUGCUGAGUUACAUGCUGGACUUCAUCAGGGAUGAGCCCCUGGAUUCCUUGGCUAGCCCUGUUCGGUGGAAAGUCUUAAUCGCCAUCAGAUAUUUCAGUAAACUGAAACCUCAGCUCUCACUGAAUGACCAUCUUAAUAUUCUUGAGGAGAACAUCCGGAAGCUGCUGCCCCUUCCACCUCUGGAAAAACUCAAAAAUGAGGGCAAGACAGACAAGGACACGGAGCACAUUCAUUUUCUCUACGAACGAUCCAUGGAUGCUCUGGGGAAGCUGCUGAGGACCAUGAUGUGGGAUAACGUGAAAGCAGAGGACUGUCAAGAAAUGGUCAACCUUCUCCGAAUGUGGCUUGUUUCACAAAAAGAGUGGGAAAGGGAAAGAGCCUUCCAGAUCACCACGAAAGUGCUGACAAACGAUAGUGAGGCACCAGAGAACUUUAAAAUCGGCUCACUCCUCGGCCUCCUGGUUCCUCACUCCUGUGACACCCUGCCCUCCAUCCGCCAGGCGGCUGCUAGCUCGGCUAUUAGUCUGUUCUGCAUAAAAGGCAUUCGCCUGGAAGUGGAAAGACUACAGGAUUUGCAGGAAGGGCUGCAAUGUGAUGAUGUGCAGGUCCAGAUCAAGAUUUCCUCCAAAAUAGCAAAGAUUGUCAGUAGACUCAUUCCAAGUGAAGAAAUGCUCAUGUUCCUGGGGGAAACCCCGGACGGUCUGGAGAGCCUCAACCCCACGUGUACAAAGGCAUGUGGCAUCUGGAUGAUCGCUGCCCUGAAGGAGCAGGGAGCUGCUUUAGAAGAUCAGCUGUCGGAGAUCUUGGGCAUAAUUUACCAUCACAUGCCGGUCCUCAGACAAAAGGAGGAAAGUUUUCAGUUUAUGUUGGAAGCCAUCUCCCAAAUAGCCAGCUUUCACACGGAUGCAGUUGUUGCCAACCUUUUACAGAAGCCUCUGCCCUUUGACAGUGAGACAAAGACACCGUGGAAGGCUCUGGCUGAGAUCCCAGCCUCCAGUGGCAAACUCUUGCGAGCCUUAAGAGACAAACUGGAGAAUGAGUUAGAAGAUGACCUCCCGGGGACAGAGGCGAUCUCCGUGGCCUGUGCAAUUUGUGAAGUGGUGUCGACAGGCACCCCUGUCGCAGGCCUGUACCCAAAGCUGUUCGCCCUUUUCCUGAAGCUGGUCAGCUGCACACUGGGCCAGAAGAUGCCCACGUCGACCCUAACCCGCCGCCGGCGGGUGAUGCAGCAAGGGGAGCGGCAGCAGAUCGCAGACCCCUGCAGGCUCUCGACUACAACUCUGAAGUGUGUGCAGGCCCAGGCCACGAAAGAAGGGCUGGCCAGAGAAUCUGACGACGGGGACAACAUGUGGACCCUCCUCAGCAGUCCCAGUAGGCACCACACAGGAGUCUGUGCACUGGCCAGGAGCAUGGCAGCGUGGCAACACAGACUCAUUCCGGACAUCACGGAACAACUCUUCCCAUCCCUGACCUCCUCCUCGGAGAACUACCGGAUAACGGGCGCAGCUUCCUUCUCUGAGCUCAGGAAGGAGCCAAUCCUUCGGAAGCACGGGAAUCUACGGGACGUGCUGAUCUUGAUGGAUCAGGGUGCCUGGGGCUCCAACGCCAUUCUGAGGCAAAUGGCCAUCCGGGGGCUCGGUAACAGCGCUUCUGGAGCCCCUCACAAGGUAAAAGGACACAAGCAGAUAAAGUUAGAAUCUAUCGUCAGAGGCCUCUAUCACCUGGCCCGCACCGAGGUCGUCUGUGAAAGCUUGAAGGCUCUAAAAAAGAUCCUGGAGCUGCUCACAGACCGAGAUGUAAGCUUCUACUUCAAAGAAAUAGUGCUGCAAACAAGAACCUUCUUUGAAGACCACAGGAGCAGGAAUGAUGUGAGGCUGACUGCCGUCCUCUUAUUUGAGAAUCUGGCAUCCCUAACAGGAAGAAGGUGGAAGAUUUUUUUUGCUGAAGAAAUAAAAAAGAGCAUGAUUUCAUUCCUUCUCCACCUCUGGGAUCCCAAUCCCAGGAUUAGAACUGCUUGCCGUGAUGUCCUGAUCAUCUGCAUUCCUUUUCUGGGCCUCCAGGAACUCUAUGGGGUAUUAGAUCAUCUCCUUGAUGGUCAGGAUCUACCAAGGGCCAGGGAUUUCUACAGGCAAUUCUGUGUGAAGCUGGCAAAGAAAAACCAAGAAAUCCUGUGGAUCCUCCACACACACUCAUUCACCUUCUUCAGCAGCAGCUGGGAGCUGAUCAGGAGCGUGGCCACCAAACUCACAGCUGCCAUUGUUCUCAAUUUGACCUACCAAUAUGUGGAGUUAAUAGACAGAGAACAGCUGACCACACGUCUCCAAGCACUUCGAAAAGACCCCUGCAUGAGUGUCGAGAGAGCAGCCGAAGCUGCCUUGCAGACCCUCUCGAGAAGGUGCAAAGAGAUGAGCAUCCAUCCGUAA